Ctenocephalides felis (cat flea) is the source of this 1539-nucleotide messenger RNA. RefSeq names its product KDEL motif-containing protein 1-like. The coding region runs from base 32 to 1528 and encodes 498 amino acids. The transcript is spliced from 5 exons. Gene Ontology annotation, cellular component: endomembrane system. Gene Ontology annotation, molecular function: protein binding; glucosyltransferase activity. The record is from RefSeq and is a predicted model, not a curated record. NCBI's taxonomy places the organism in Eukaryota, Metazoa, Arthropoda, Insecta, Siphonaptera, Pulicidae.
UAAUAGACAUUAAGCGUGUUUUUGUGCUGAUAUGAAUACUCUUACACUCUGCUGCAUUAAAUUUAUUAUAUUAGGUUUAUUUGGUAAAUGUGUAAAAUGUGAGGAAAGACCGAAUUUUCUAAUAUGGGGCCCUGGUCUUCAACCGAAUAUUGUCAUAACACCAGCAAGGUACUUUUUCAUAGAGGCAGUUGGUGAAAAUCAGAAACGAGUGAAUAUACCUUCUGAUAGUAUCAAAGUUUCUAUAACAGGUGAAUCUGAAUAUGGAAACUGCCGUAUUUGGAUUAAUAAAUUGGAUCGAAAAGAUGGAUCUUUCAUCAUCAGAUACAAAUUAUAUUAUCCAUGUCAUAACUUACAAAUUGAGGUAAAAUUUAAUAGGCAACAUAUUGGAAAAUCUCCUUAUGUUAUACCAGAUAGAGUUUACAAUGAAGAAUGUUAUUGCCCAAAUGGAUCAGUUGAAGAAUUUUUAUCCAACUACGGCUGCAAAUUACCAUACAAGCAGAUACAAUCAGACUUAAAACCUUUUAAAAAUGUUGAUAUGAAUUAUGUUAGAAACAUUGUGCAGAAGAAAUUUAAUUCUCCUGGAAGUUAUAGUAUAUGCAAUUAUGUUAUUAAAGAUAAUGAAAUCUAUAGAAAGUGCUAUGGGCAACAUGUUGGGUUUAAAAUGUUUAUUGAUGCAAUUUUAUUAUCAUUAGCUAGAAAGAUUCUGUUACCUGAUACAGAAUUUUGGACAAAUUUAGGAGAUUGGCCAUUGAUUAAAGUAUCAGAUGGCCAUCUUCCUAUGUUUUCUUGGUGCGGUAGCAAUGAUACCUAUGAUAUAGUCAUGCCCACUUAUGAUAUUACUGAAUCAACAUUGGAAAAUAUGGGCCGAGUUAUGUUGGACCUGUUGUCAGUUCAAGGAAAUAUUGAAAAAUCUUGGGAAGAAAAGGUGCCACAGGCAUUUUGGAGAGGAAGGGAUUCUUCGAGAGAAAGAUUAUCACUAUUAGAGAUUUCUCAAAAAUAUCCAGAUUUAAUUAAUGCUUCAAUAACUAAUUAUUUCUUCUUUCGUGAACAAGAGAAAAUAUAUGGGAAGAGUCCUCAUAUCUCCUUUUUUAAAUUUUUCAAUUACAAAUAUCAGAUAAAUAUUGACGGAAGUGUGGCUGCAUAUAGGUUUCCUUAUCUAUUAAUUGGUGAUUCCGUUGUAUUGAAACAAGAUUCACAAUAUUAUGAGCACUUCUAUAAUAUGCUAGAACCAAAUAAACAUUACAUUCCUGUCAGAAGAGAUCUCUCAGAUUUGGUGGAAAAAUUAAAAUGGGCAAUUAAAAAUGACAAUAUUGCUAAAAAUAUAUCUCUGGAAGGGAAUAAGUGGGCCAGAGAAAAUCUUAUGCCCACUGAUGUGUUUUGCUAUCAUGUAUCUCUACUUAAUGAAUGGUCUAAAAAAGUUACUAGUGAUGUGAUUAUUUUAGAUGAUAUGGAACAUGUACCACAACCUGCUCCUGAUAAGCACUAUGGUAAAUGUAAAUGUCUUAAAAACAUAAAGGAUGAACUAUGACAAAUCAUCAC